Molecule: messenger RNA, 1722 nt
Organism: Akanthomyces muscarius
Lineage: Eukaryota; Fungi; Ascomycota; Sordariomycetes; Hypocreales; Cordycipitaceae
Exons: 2
Coding region: 1-1722 (573 amino acids)
Molecular function (GO): protein binding
Source: RefSeq, a predicted model, not a curated record
AUGGAAUUCAAUCCGGAGCUUCCAUGUUCUUCCAACUUUGACUACCCUGAAGCAGCCAUUCACGCCUGCAUCUGCGACAGCAACACUGACGUCGACUCUCUUCGCCUCCGAGCGCUGCUUUCGACAUGCAGCCCCAACGCCCUGAACCAUCUCGAUGACAAAUGGGGAUCGCCGCUUCAUGUGGCCAUUCGCUACGACAAUCUCGACGCCACGGAUCAGCUGCUUCGCGCCGGCGCCGACGCCGUGACGCAGCGCGAGUUUCGCGGUAUGGGCUUCGGUCCGCCGGCGCCGAUAAUGCUAGCCAUUAGUCUCGGCCGGAUGGCCCUCCUGCAGCGCCUCUGGCAGCAUAUGCCCCCGGAAAUGUACGCAAACGGUGGCUCGCGACCGUAUUUCUCGUGCCUUGCGCAUGCGGCGCGGUGCGGGCAGGUCGAUAUCCUGGAGUGGCUCCUGGGCGUGUGGGACAGAUGGUCCCAGGAAGCCUUGAGCUGGGUUUUGAAAGCGGCUGCGACAAGGCUCGACUUCUUCUUCGUUGAGAUUUUACUACCGCGGAUGGAUUAUUCGUCGGAUGUCCUGAAUGAGGCACUGCAGGCAGCUGCUGUCGACACACAGUAUGAGAAUGCAGAGUUGUCGAGGGAGCUCUGCACCACAGCCGAGUGUCUCAGCCAGGAGCGCAUCAUUCGCGCUCUGAUAAAUAAGGGGGCAGACGCCAAUGCAAUCUCUAGAGACGGAGAGCCUCUUGUGACGGAGACGGCACGGUUCACGGAGCGGGCUGUCGCGCUGAGAGCCCUCCUCGAGCGCGGCGCCGAUCCCAACGCGACAAGGAAAAAUGGGAACACGGCGCUGCAUUUGCUGGCUACACCAAUCUAUACAAAGAAAUCAUUGCAGACCACGCGGAAGCCUCACGAGGUUGGCAUCCGGCUAUUGCUGCAGCAUGGUGCUUCCAUGUAUACCAAAGCCGCACGAGGGGAGUUGCCUCUGCACCGCGCUGCGUUUGGCGGCAAUAUGCGCAUCUUUCAACUGUAUCUCUCUGCACUCAUCCCAGAAGACCAGAACAGUGCAGUAUUCCUGCGGCUCGACAACGGCUACGGAGAGUCGCUGCUCCAUUGGGCUGCUGCGGGCGGUCAAUGCGACAUGCUGGAACAUCUCCUCUCCCUCGACGGCAGCAGCGCGCACGUCAACGAUCAGACGGACAAUGGCUGGACGCCGCUCAUGUGCGCUCUUGUCCCCGAAUCAUCCGCAUCAAAAGGAGCACAAGAGGCGAUCCAAGCCGCGCGGCUGCUUCUCGCUCACGGGGCCGACCCUCUCAUUUCGACUACCGACGGCUGGACGCCGCUGCAUUGUCUUGCCCUACACAGAGACACUCGUCCAUACGGUGAAGCGUACGUUUUGACCAAGGAACUCAUUGCCAUGGGCGUCGACUUAGACGCCCGCGCCGCGCAGCUCAACACCAGGCGUGACGCCUGGGGCCACUACGCGCAAGUCGCCUUGGAAGAAACUGGUGCGAGUCCGCGACGGCUGUUUAGGACGGGAAUGACACCACUCCUCUUGGCGGCGGACCGCGGCGCCUUUGGCGUGAGCAGGGCGCUGAUAGACAGCGGUGCAGACCUGUCCUGCACAGACGGUGCGGGCCGAGACGCGGUGCAACUGGCGUGGAGGUGGAGGUACCUCCAUGAGGAAGAUAUGUACCAGCACGUCAUCUUCCGUAGAAGGGGCAUGGCUUAA